Pundamilia nyererei is the source of this 1845-nucleotide messenger RNA. RefSeq names its product tetraspanin 13b (gene tspan13b). The transcript has 7 exons. Bases 594 to 1205 code for a protein of 203 amino acids. Gene Ontology annotation, cellular component: membrane. Lineage: Eukaryota; Metazoa; Chordata; Actinopteri; Cichliformes; Cichlidae. The record is from RefSeq and is a predicted model, not a curated record.
GUUUACAGUGUUUUGUAGGUGAGGCUGGACACUGAGAGAAGAGUCAAGGAUUUGGCUCCCCAUUGGCUAGGGAGAGAGCUCGAGUUGUAAAGGACGCAGCAGGUUAAGACAGAUUGAACUGUACCAACUGUGAAGUGAAGACUGUGUUGAGAAGAUGGAAGGAGUACUUUAAGGACCUGAUGAAUGUGCACUGAAGAAAAUCAGAAUCAGAGAAUCAAAGAGACUUUAUUAAUACCAGAGCAUGCAUACAACAAACGUGUUGAAACAGAGGCAUAGAUAGAUAAAUAUUAAUAAUACAAAAGGACACAAAUAUGUGUGCAAAUAUAUGUCAUGGUGUAACACUGAAGGCAGGAGGCAAAGAGGAGAACCACAGAGAUGAUUGGUGGAUGUAGUGAAGGAGAAGAUGCAGAGGGUUGGUGUGACGGAGGAGGAUGCUGGGGACAUUUUCAGAUGAAGGUUGGACCGAUCAUCUAUUGCUGCGGACUAGCGGAAUAAGUAGCUCAGUGGGUCUUUGUCCGGGUUUUAUUUCUUGUGUCGAGAUAUUUAUGUAAACAUCAGCUUCAAGGAUUUAUUGUGUUUAUUUGCUGGUGAACAUGGGCUGCGCUGGAUUUACCUGCUCCAAGCACUCCCUGUGUGCGCUCAACAUCCUCUAUGUUAUGGUCAGUCUCCUGAUGAUUGGCAUCGCAGCAUGGGGAAAGUGGUUUGGUCUGGUCUCCAGUUUCCAGGUGGUGGGAGGCAUCAUUGGUGUGGGUGUCUUUCUCUUCUUUGUGGCUCUGGCUGGCCUCAUUGGGGCAAUGAAGCAUCACCAAGUCCUGCUCUUCUUUUACAUGAUCAUCCUGUUCAUGGUAUUUAUUGUACAGUUUUCUGUUUCCAGCGCUUGUCUGGCUGUCAACAGAGAGCAACAGGAUCACCUGCUGGAGGUGGGCUGGAACAACUCUGAGAGCACCCAGAGAGAUGUGGAGAAGAGCCUCAACUGCUGUGGCUUCAAACAUGUCGACCCUAACAGCAUGUGUGAUGCUGCUUGUUUCCCCAACAGCUUCUGUUCGCCUUGUGCAGACCAGAUUAAGGAACAUGCUGGAGAUAUUCUCCGAUUUGUAGGAGGAAUUGGCCUCUUUUUCAGCUUCACUGAGAUCUUGGGAGUGUGGCUCACAUAUUGCUACAGGAACCAGAAGGACCCACGAGCCAACCCUAGUGCUUUCCUGUGAGACAGCCAAAGCUCCACUGACCAACAUCCAAUCACCUCAUCCCCAAACGACCUCUAUGGACGUUCUGACUUGUGCAUUUUGACUGAUCACUGCAGUAAACCUGAUGUGUUUCGUUUUCAAGAGCUAAGUUAUGUGUGAGGAGCGGCGAACAUGCUGCCUUCAGCAUGACAUUCCUGCAAAAUACAGAUACAGUUAGUACACUGUGAAAUAAAAAGAAGGAAUGCUGAUCUGCUAUAUAAUCCAGAAGUAUUUACACAGCCUGGCUGAGAGUUAACUCUGAACACUUUUUUGUCAUUUUGUUUCUUUUAUAAAACAGUCGAUUCCACUGGAAGCAAUAAUUUCACCCACUUCUCUGCACACUGACAUUACAGAUUCGGAUGUUUUACCAUGUGUAGAAAUGUGAAUGUGUGACGAGCGGCUUUGUUUGUAACCUGCAGAUGUUUUGCAUAUUUGAGAGUAAGUGUGUGCCUAUGAGUUUUUCUCUGUUUGCUGUGGAUUUGCCCUUUUGCAUGACUCUGUCCAUUAAAAUGUGGGCUACUGUAUAAAAAACUGCAACUAUCUGUAAGCAGUUCCUCUGAGCCUUUGUACUGGAAACCACACUAUGAUACUAAUCUAAUAAAAAGAAUCAGUGUCUUCAUCA